Lytechinus pictus (painted urchin) is the source of this 1924-nucleotide messenger RNA. Its product is annotated as 2-Hydroxyacid oxidase 1-like. The transcript has 8 exons. The record is from RefSeq and is a predicted model, not a curated record. NCBI's taxonomy places the organism in Eukaryota, Metazoa, Echinodermata, Echinoidea, Temnopleuroida, Toxopneustidae. Bases 642 to 1826 code for a protein of 394 amino acids. Gene Ontology annotation, molecular function: FMN binding; oxidoreductase activity.
GACUUACAACAAAGCUAACAAAACGAUAUCACGUGCUUCCUGGAAAUUGGAUUUCACGUUGACAAAAAAUAAACCAAGGAGAAUGUCAAGAUCAAGGACCAUGACAUGCAUUCUUCUCGAUCCACGUGCAGAUGUUCAUGGCCGAGCGCUCCAAUAUUAUAGGGACCUGGGAACGAGUUUGAAUAGAAAGUGUGGAUGUGGAAGAAAAAUUUGACAGGUAAAAAGGGGGGGGGGCUUACAAAAUGAAGGUGAUUAAAUCACCUUCAGAUUUGGUUAAAUUUCUCGUAUUUAGCAUACAGGAUUUUCAAGGACACGAAGAACCAGCUCUCUAUGCAUAUCCCCGCUUCCCAGGGCCAUGGCUACAACGUAAAACUACGUAGAGUAACUCUAUAUAUACACUUGAUCUUGUUUUGCACUCUAGUCCAAACAACUACACGUAGCACGUGUUCAAUUCGUGCAAUGACGUCAUGAAUUUGGCUGAGCUGCGCUGCCUUGCAUACUACAAGGUCAUGGGAGAACGUUUUUCAGAGAUACUUUUAAUAAAGACAAGUGGUGUUUCGCAGCUAGAAAGUUUAGCAUCCCUUGUUCAAUCGGGUACACAUCAUUUAUAUCUCUGUUGAUAAAAACCGAUAUAUCAAACAAUGGAUACAAUUGGAAAUUCAACAAUAUGCCGAAAGAAAACAUGCGAAGCUGAAGAUGAGGAAUGCUGGCCAUGUCAAGAUCUAUGCAAGCCAAAUGUUGUCUGUUUACAAGACUUUGAGGAAUAUGCAAAGAAGAACAUGACGAAAGAAAUAUUCGAUUACUAUGCAGGUGGAUCUGGUACUGAACAGAGUGUGAGAGAUAACCAAGAGGCAUUCAAACGAAUUCGUUUACAAUCGUAUAUUCUACGAGAUGUGUCAUCGAGGGAUAUAUCCACCACCAUCCUGGGACAGAAGGUACCCUUCCCCUUUGCCAUCGCCCCUACAGCUAUGCAGAAGAUGGCCCACCCAGAAGGAGAAGUGGCCAUGGCGAGAGCCGCCACAGCCAUGGGAACCGGCAUGGUUUUGAGUGCUUGGACAACGUGUACAAUAGAGGAAGUAGCAGAAGCAUCAGGUGAUGGACUGCGCUGGUUCCACGUGCACAUCUUCAGGGACAGGUCAAUUACGAGGAAGAUCAUUGAACGGGCGGAGAGGGCGGGCUACAAGGCUAUCUUCGUUUCUGGUGACACACCUGUCCUGGGAAGGAGGCUUCGAGCGUUGAGGAGUGAAUUCGCGUUACCAUCCAAAUUCAGAUUACAGAGCUUUCCAACGCAGUUGGAGAUUGAGGAUGGGGCAGAUAAUGACUCCUUCCCGCAAUACGUGGACACCCAAAUCGAUGAUGCCGUUAGCUGGGACGACAUAGAGUGGGUCAGAAGCAUCUCGUCACUGCCAAUUGUCGUUAAAGGCAUUCUUACAGCUGCUGAUGCCCGAGAAGCAGUAUCGCGUGGUGUAGCGGGUAUAUGCGUCUCGAAUCACGGAGGUAGACAAUUAGAUGGAGUUCCUGCAUCGAUCGAUGUCCUAGAGGAGGUUGUGGAUGCUGUUCGAGGAUCCAGUAUGGAAGUAUUCUUUGAUGGCGGUAUUCGAUCCGGAAAUGAUAUCCUCAAAGCUCUGGCACUAGGAGCCCGAGCUGCAUUCAUAGGUCGACCGGCUCUCUGGGCUCUUAAUUAUGAUGGGACUGCAGGAGUCUGUAAAAUGCUGGAAAUUCUUAAAAAAGAAUUUAGCGUUGCCAUGGCUUUGACAGGUUCACUUAGUGUUGCUGACGUAACAAAAGACUUGCUGAGGAGGCAAAUCAUUUACGCCAAGCUAUGAGGAUUCGAUUGCCAGCACACAUUCAUCAUAAAAAUAUACGCUAGAAAAGAUUGAACAAAACGAUAAUAUUAUACGAGUUGAUGAACAUUAUUGUGUCC